Alternaria arbusti is the source of this 543-nucleotide messenger RNA. RefSeq lists its product as uncharacterized. Bases 1 to 543 code for a protein of 180 amino acids. Lineage: Eukaryota; Fungi; Ascomycota; Dothideomycetes; Pleosporales; Pleosporaceae. The transcript is spliced from 4 exons. The record is from RefSeq and is a predicted model, not a curated record.
AUGCCACCCAAGAAGAAGACCACAGUAGCCGAAGGCGGCGAGGCAAAAGGCGGCGCGUUCCGCUGGACGCUCGAGAACGAGAAGAAGCUCCUCAUCCUGACACAAGGACGCUACCUCACAGCCGAAGACUACGAGCGUAUUGUCGGCGUAUUUCCUGGAACAUCCAUCAAAGGCGUCCAAGUCCGCGUCUCCCUCCUCCGCGUCGAACAACGCAAGCUCUACGAAGAAUACGGCUGGACACUGCCCGAAGGCGGCGCUAAAGCAAAGACGCCCGUUACUACUCCGCGCAAGACACCUCUUAGCAAGAAACGUGGCGCUGGUGUUGUCGAGGGCGAUGGUGAUGGCUUGGAGGACGGAGGUGAAGAGGCAGCUACGCCGAGUAAGAAACCGAGGGGUAAGAAGGGGGCUGGCAAGGCUAAGGGCAAGAAAGAGGAGAGUGUUGAGGACGCGGUUGAAGAAGAUGGUAGUGAGGAAGGUGGUGGUGGAAAGAGUGUUGGUGUCAAAGAGGAGGUUCUUGAUGAGGAGCUUGAUGAGAUGGUCUAG